AUGGAGAGCUACAAGGAUGUGAUUCUGAGCCAACCGCCGGCAAUGUACCAGCGACUGCCCCAGCCUUCUAAUGUCGCCGUAGAAAACUACAAGGGCAUUCUUUUAUGUGCCUGCCCUGUAAAUAUUCCCAAUGGCGCCUCCAUGGAGCUUCGGGGGAACAAUGCCACUGCCCCGACCGGCCCCGUAUUCGUACCGGCUGGUGGGUCCAACACGCCACUGGGCUUAGGGCCCUCUGCGGAGGAGCGCGCAACAAUGGAGCGGAACCACCGCCAGCGUGUAGAAAACCUGAAGUCGCAGCGUGCCAAUGUCUGCGCAGUCGUUUCACAGCAUAAGCGCUGGCUUCGCAGCUUCGCUAAGCAGAUGCGACAAAUGAAGGAGGAGGAAGUGGUGCGUGAGGUUGAGCGCGCCCGACGUGUGGACCAGAUGAGGCGCAAGUGGGCACAGAAGGCAAGCGAAGCAACUGCGCAAGAGCAACAAGAGCGCGGUGCAGCGUUGGAUGCCGAUAGAGGGGGACAAGGGGGCCAACAGCAGCAACAGCAACAGCAAAGACUCAGUGAAGGAGCAAUGGGGAAUGUACCUUCAGCACCUGAAGCAAAAGAAAAGAAAAAGGUAGGGAAGAAAAAGAAGAAGCCCAAGUGGGCCCUCACAGAGGAUGAAGCCUUGGAAGAUGAGAUUGCGGAGGCGGACGACCUGCUUGAGUUCGCAAAGAACCUCGACUAUGACAAAUUCAUCAGUGAUUACGAGGUGGCUGGCGCUCUUGCCAUCAUGCGGGACAGGGUGGAGGAACUCACACGCGAGAAUAAUUGGACGAAGGAAUCCGUGGAACGGGCGGCUAAAGAGAACGCCGACGACGAAGAUGAGCAUGAAUGUGAUUAUGAAGGAGAAGCUGAGAAGAAGGGUGCAUACGAUGCAGAGGCGCGUGGCCAAAGGAGGAAGGAACUCCAACAGCAGCUGUCGAGCACAGCUGUGGCGCGUAAGGCGGCUCCAGCGCAGGUGGCGGCUCAUGAUAAGGAAUGGAGCAAUUCAACCUCGAUUGCUGGUGCUUUACGGCGUGCAAUCAUGCGCGACGCCUUACAGCUUGCGGAGCGUAUUCUCGCGUCUUCUGAAUCAAUGCAACGGAUUCACACAAAGUUCAGUUUGGCUCGCAUUCUGCAGUACUGUGCCGUGUGCGGCGAGGAUCCGCGAGAGGCAAUGCAAAAACCGUCCAUUGGUGGGAAGAAAGGACUUGAGAAGGAGCCACAAAUUGUAAAAUUACACCCCGAUGCCACUGGACUGGAGACUGAAACUAGUGAUGGUCAAGGGGGUCAGCGGCGCGUCCUUUUGGAUCUUCAGCGCUCUAAGGAAAGGACUCAGGGGUUGCCGUAUUUGUAUCGUUGCCCUGCCAUAUGA
Molecule: messenger RNA, 1389 nt
Organism: Trypanosoma brucei brucei TREU927
Lineage: Eukaryota; Euglenozoa; Kinetoplastea; Trypanosomatida; Trypanosomatidae
Exons: 1
Coding region: 1-1389 (462 amino acids)
Source: RefSeq, a predicted model, not a curated record